Macrosiphum euphorbiae (potato aphid) is the source of this 1485-nucleotide messenger RNA. Lineage: Eukaryota; Metazoa; Arthropoda; Insecta; Hemiptera; Aphididae. The record is from the annotation of a GenBank genome assembly.
AUGGCUCCUAAAAAGAAAGUUUACAAUGGAUAUGCAUUAUUCAUGAUGGAGACUCGAGAUAAAUUAUUGAGUCAAGGGGUUAAAGUAAGCAUGGCUGAUAUGGCAGUGCAUUGCAAAAAAGAUUGGGAAAAAAUGUCCGAUGAGAUGAAAGAAAAUUAUAAGGCAAAAGGUAAACAGAUGAAAAAUAAUGCAAAAGUAGGAAAAUAUACUUCGCUUGGUGAAAAAGUAGAAGAUGUUGUAAAACUAUCAGAAGAUAAUAAAUCACAAGCAAAUGCUAUGUACGCAUAUAUAGAUGUAUUGCUUGACAUGCAACCAGCCAGCCAUUAUCUUCCCAAGCAAAAAUUUAUUUUGAUUCAUAUAAACCCUUAUACAUGCGAGAAAGAAGGAUUUUAUUUUCCUGCCGAGAUAUCCAUGGCAGAGUUUUCUUUAGAAAACGGCUUGAUACGCAUGUUUCAUCAGUUAAUUGGAUUUGAUAAAGUCAGAACAAAUGCUCCGCAUGCUCCUACUGCAGAUAUUAACAAUCAUGCUGCUAACAAUCAUAAAAUUGACGUAUUCUCUAUGUUUCCAAAUAAUUAUACAGAAGUAUUAUUAAAAAUUAUUGGUUUUAUCAUGAACAAAGAAGUGAAUGCAGCUAUUCUAAGUGACUUAACAUUAGACAUGCCACCAAUAUAUACAGCCCAUACACCUAUUGAAAAUGAACUAAUGAUUACUAGUUCAAGUUUAUUUAAGUUGUUUGAAAGUGCAGUAAGAGAUGCUGAAAGAAGUGAUUUCAAUAACAUUAUUAGGGUAUACCAUUUAGAUAAACUGUUUAUGAAACUGAAAAAUGCAUGUUAUAAAGUUAAAAAUCCAGGUACACAUGAUUUAGCUUUACCUUCUGUUGCUAUGGCUACUGAUAGCUUAUCAAAAGAUGUGGUAAAUACAAUAAAAACAAUUGGUUGUAGUUUUCAUGAAAAACUGGAACUUGCUCAUGUUUGUAGUAACUAUUUUGUGUGCAAGUGGAUAAACAUUUUAUCAGCUCAUUGUUGUCGCUAUGUUGACAUAGAGCUUGUAUCUGGUCGGCAUUAUGAUUUUGAUUUACCUAAAACAGACUGUACAGUUGAAGAACGUUUUGAAAAAAUUAAUAUUUCUAAAUUUGCUGUGGAUAAUUUCGAUAAUAAGGAAAUAAAUGAACCGGAAACUUUAGGGGCCGAUAGUUGGCCAUCACUUGAAGGUACAUCAGCUAAUAUUCCGAAACCGAUAUGGAAUAGACCAGUAUGUAAAGAAAAUGCAAAUGGUAAAACUAUAACAAAUAAAGAAGACAACUUUCCUCAACCUGGUGAAUUGAAAAAUGCUCCUGUAACAGCAAUGACAGGAAUGAACAGCUGGUGGAAGAUUGCAGGUCAUGGCAGAGGUGUCAUAAGUCAAGUUAACAGUGAUAACCAAAACCAAUUAAAUGACAACUCAAAGCCAACAUCCAAGGGAAGAGGCAUUUUUAGAAAGAAAUAA